Molecule: messenger RNA, 1696 nt
Organism: Athalia rosae (coleseed sawfly)
Lineage: Eukaryota; Metazoa; Arthropoda; Insecta; Hymenoptera; Athaliidae
Gene: eIF3j
Product: eukaryotic translation initiation factor 3 subunit J
Exons: 6
Coding region: 338-1057 (239 amino acids)
Cellular component (GO): cytoplasm; eukaryotic translation initiation factor 3 complex
Molecular function (GO): translation initiation factor activity
Source: RefSeq, a predicted model, not a curated record
AGAUUUGCAAAUAUUCGGGCUGAACUCGUAGAUUUAAGAUUCUUUCAUCGACUUUAUAAUGAUUAUACUCAUUAUUUGAUGGACGAUUUGUGGUGAAACGUAAGAAGAAUUGCAUUUUAAUAUAGCAAUCACAGGGAAAUUUUAUUCGCGAUAGUAUUUGUGACAAAUUCCAUGCAGUAGCUAUAGAUUCUGUAGAAGAUUCCGACAGCUAGAGCCGCAACGGUGAAUAAUUGAAUUUUCGGAGCCGUAGAUCGUGCGGAAAGCCCGUGUGGCUCGUUGAUUUUUACUGCGUACACUUUUCUGCGAUUAUUCGUGUUAUUUCUGGAAAAAUUCCACAAUGGAAGACGAGUGGGAUGCGGAUAAUGUUGAAGCCAAAUUCGACCUCGCAAUGAGGUCCAAUAAAUGGGAAGGCGAAGAUGAAGAAGAGGAAGUUAAGGAUAGUUGGGAAGAUGGAGAAGAGGAGAAGAAAGAUGUCGAGAAGGCUGCUGAGGCACCAAAAGCCAAGGCAAAACCUAAGAAAACAUUGGCUGAUAAACUCGUAGAGCGUGAGAAAAAGACGCGGGAAGAGGCCGAGCGGAAAGCAAAAGAAAAGGAAGAAGCACUAACACCUGAGGAGAAGCGAGCAGAGAUGCUGAGGCGUCAGAGGCUUCAAGAAGAAGCGGAUCUUCGGCUAGCCAUGGAAACAUUUGGUGUGACGCCAGAUGCAGUAAAUGCUGUAGGACUCGAUGCCGCGAUGCCUGAUACGAAGGAAGAAUUCGAUGAAUUCAAUGAGGCACUUUCGAAGAAAAUAAAUCAAUUCAACAAGCACGCUGAGUUCACUGCUUUUGCUGAAGAGCUAAUUAAAAAUAUCGCCGUAAAUCUGUCUUCGACGAGUUUGAAGAAAUUGAAGACGACGAUCGAAAAUUUAGCAAUUGAAAAACAAAAAAUUGAAAAAGGGGACAAGGGUAAGAAAAAUAAAGGAAAAGGCAAAGCGAAACUGCGUCUUGAGGGAGAAAACACACACUUAAACGAAUAUGGUGAUUACGGUUUUGACGAUGAAUUCAACGAUUUCAUGUAGCGCCAAGAUUUAAGUAACAUCCAGGUACUCUUACGAAGCAACUAUCAUUGCAUAAAUGAAAACACACGACAAAUAGAUUUAUUAUUAACGAGAAUGUAAUAAAAUAACAGCAAAAAAAACAAAAAAACAUGAAGCCAAGAUGAAUGUACCAAUAGUACAUUAUUGAACAUUGUAAGGCAUUUAGAUUCAUACCCGUUAUUAUACAUAUUAAACAUCAUUAUUAAAAAUAUACUGAAACCAGAGUGUUUUCAUAUGUUUCAGUUUUUUUUAUACAUUUAUUUGUGGCUGGCGGAAUAUUUUGUGCAUGAAUGAUACAAAGACUUAUUUUUGAGCAUGAACUUUGAAGUCAAAUAACUUUGAAUGUAGCAUUACAGCAAAAUUGAACAGAUCAAUUACAUACCUUGAGCUAUGGGUUGAUCAGUUGUCAUCAUACGCCAGUCUUAAUAUUAUCAGAACUUUUGGUUGUGUUUGUUUUCUUGAUCAAUGCAGUUUUGUUAUGCAACGCAAUAAUUAAUGUUAGCCAAUGAAUUUUGUACUGUUAAUUAUUGCUUCCACAUUGUGCAUAUCCGUUGAUAAGAAAGUUGAUUUUUAAGAGAGUAUAUUACUUAAUAAAGAUUCACUCAAAUACAAAUAUUAAAA